This is a messenger RNA of Zea mays, 3511 nucleotides long. Its product is annotated as alpha-L-arabinofuranosidase 1. NCBI's taxonomy places the organism in Eukaryota, Viridiplantae, Streptophyta, Magnoliopsida, Poales, Poaceae. Gene Ontology annotation, molecular function: alpha-L-arabinofuranosidase activity. The transcript has 17 exons. Gene Ontology annotation, biological process: L-arabinose metabolic process. The record is from RefSeq and is a predicted model, not a curated record. The coding region runs from base 1152 to 3164 and encodes 670 amino acids.
GACGAAUUAUCAUCCGUUUGGCCGCUUCAUUUCUCUCCCCGCUUCGGUGCUGCCUGCUGGCCGACCGCCGAAGCGACAACCGAGGCCACCGAUCAGUUGACUCCCGUCUCCUCGUCGCAGGGUCUCCUCACACGAGCACACGAACAUCGAGCCCUCCCCGCAGGAGCAUAAGACGCUUCGCUUGGUAAGGAAACCCUACCCUACUUGGACGAGCUUCUCUCAACGACUCAACCUUUCUUUCCUGGAUGGAUUAGCAGUUCAGUUUACUGUGAAAUUUGCAUGUACGUGGAGUAGAGGGAAGCCCGAACCCGGUUUAUUUUCGAAAUUUGCUAGGGGUUCAGUUGAAUUAAACCUCCUGAAUCCUGAGCCCAUGUUUGUUCCGCUCCUUUCUGGCAAACUCUCUGAAAGUCGGGUUGUGCUGUGCGAUUCUGGUUCGUUCCAUGUUGGGCCAAACAAUGGCUGCAGUACUUUAUUACCAUUUUAAAUCCGGGUAAAUGCAGUAUGAGAACAGUUCCUACUUCUUACUUCAGAUGUUGUGGUUGAACAGAUACAUUUUUAAGAAAUCGAUCUUCUUUUUUUCUUAUCCUAGCCUCCUAGGCAAGAGAACACUGGUUACCAUGAUAGACAGUGUGCAGUGUGCUGUACGUGGUGUUGCUUUAGUAGAUGUAUUAGGAGAAAACAACCUGCUAGCAGAGCACCCAGGCUCAAGCGACCCCGGGUAGUUGGCCUCUCAAUUAUAGCCUAUAGGCGCGAAUAAACUCAUUCAUACAGAAGACUCAAACAGGUUUUAGCCAAUGGGGCACAGCUAGAGUAUUAUACAGGGACAACUGGUUACGCAGACAGUGCACUGUGCAUGGUGUUGCUUCCUGGAUGGACAAGGAGAAAACGACACUUGUGGGUUGCUUGCCCGCGACUGGAGUGCAACUCUAACAAGUAAUCUUCAGACAAUAUGAUACAUAAGGAUGCUGCUAUCUUCUUCUCAUCGGUUUGAUUUGACUUCACUUCUACUCACACAUCAUUGCUCUGAUCCAAAUGCUGGUUCCUAUCCUUGCAGUUUUCUAAAACAUUGCUGGGGUUGCAGCAUGUGUACUUGGGCAUAGAGGGAUUGUUACAUCGAGCUAGUGCUUUGGUCUCUGCUGUAGCAGAGCGCAAUGGGCAUCCGGGCUUGUUCGGUUUGCUGGUUGUUCUAUGUGCUGGUUCUUGUCUGUUCCUUGUGUCAGAUACUUUAUGUUGGAUCAGUGGCGGCUCAAACUGCUCAGUUGACUGUGGAUGCUUCACCUCAGAAUGCUCAGAUAAUCCCUGGCAAUAUGUUUGGCAUCUUCUUUGAGGAAAUCAACCAUGCUGGUGCUGGUGGAUUGUGGGCAGAGCUUGUAAGCAACAGAGGUUUUGAAGCUGGUGGUUCUAAUACUCCUUCAAACAUUGACCCAUGGUUGAUCAUUGGGGAUGAAUCAAAUAUUAUUGUGGCAACAGAUCGGUCAUCAUGUUUUGCUAGUAACCCAAUUGCACUUCGAAUGGAAGUACUUUGUGGAGCUAGUGAAACUAAUGCUUGCCCAUCAGGAGGAGUUGGAAUCUACAAUCCUGGUUACUGGGGCAUGAACAUUGAAAGAACAAAUGUCUAUAGAGUUACCAUAUACAUCAGGUCAUCAGAAUCGGUGGAGCUAAUGGUUUCUUUAACAAGUUCAGAUGGUCUUCAAAAUCUAGCCUCUCAUACAAUCAUGGGAGACAAAGAAGAUUUCGUUGAGUGGACGAAGGUUGAAUUUGAUUUGCAAUCAAAUUAUAUAAAUACUAAUUCAAGACUUCAGCUUACAACCACCAAAAGUGGCAUAAUUUGGUUUGAUCAAGUAUCACUUAUGCCAUCAGAUACUUAUAUGGGGCAUGGUUUCCGUAAAGAUCUUGCCUCUAUGCUGGCAAAUCUGAAGCCUCGAUUUCUAAAAUUUCCAGGUGGCAACUAUGUAAUGGGAAAUUACCUUAUAAAUGCAUUCCGCUGGAGUGAAACUGUUGGACCAUGGGAAGAGAGACCUGGCCACUUCAAUGAUGCUUGGGCCUAUUGGACUGAUGAUGGACUUGGGUUUUUUGAAUUUCUUCAACUAGCAGAAGACCUUGGCGCUUGCCCCGUUUGGGUGGUAAAUGAUGGGGCCAGCAUCUAUGAAGGAGUUCCAUCAGCAACAAUAGCUGCAUUUGUAAAGGAUGUUGUUAAUGGUAUUGAGUUUGCCAGGGGAGACCCCGAGACUGCAUGGGGUUCAGUUCGUGCAGCAAUGGGGCAUCCAGAGCCCUUUCAGCUUUAUUACGUUUCAAUAGGAAAUCAAGAAUGUUCAAAGUACUAUUAUAAAGAUAACUAUGUGAAGUUCUACUCUGCAAUAAAAGCAUCCUAUCCAGACAUCAAAAUCAUAUCAAGCUGUGACAGAUCUGCUAUUUCAUCAGACAACCCAGCUGAUUUGUAUGAUGUCCAUGUCUAUACUUCAUCAGGUGAUAUGUUUUCCAAAUCUAGAAUGUUUGAUAAUACAGCCCGUACCGGACCCAAGGCAAUUGUUAGUGAAUAUGCUGUAACUGGAAAUGAUGCUGGCCGAGGAACACUAAUAGCUGCUUUAGCUGAAGCUGCAUUUCUCAUUGGAUUAGAAAGGAACAGCGACGUGGUUGAGAUGGCAAGUUGUGCUCCACUCUUUGUAAACGACAAUGACCAAAGGUGGAACCCAGAUGCUAUAGUCUUUAACUCAUGGCAGCACUAUGGAUGUCCAAAUUACUGGAUGCUGCACUUUUUCAAAGAUUCAAGCAGCGCCACACUUCAUCCGUCCACUAUUCAACUACCGAACUACGACCAACUGGUCACAUCUGCUAUCACUUGGAAUAACCCACAUGAUGGGAACACUUACAUGAAAAUAAAGGUUGUAAAUUUUGGAAGCAAAGCUGUUAGUCUGAAUAUAUCUGUAACUGGGUUGGAAACUGAUAUUCAGACAUUUGGAUCCAUAAAGACGGUUCUCACGUCGGGUUGGCUGCGGGAUGAGAACUCCUUCCAACAGCCCGACAAGGUGGUGCCGGCGGCAAGUCCAAUAACCAACGCGGGCAAGCAAAUGGGUGUUAUAUUGAACUCGUACUCCCUGACCUCAUUUGAUCUCCUCUUGGACUCGGAGUCUCAGGUUCGAGCCUCCAUCCAAGCUUAUGAUUAGUGUGAGAUGUGUCGUGUGCGUGCCCACAAUACUCAAUACCGAGAUACGGGUCCCCCCAAGGCUCCCCACAAGGCUUUCAAUAGAAAAUACGAUAUUUGUGAAUUAUUGUGAAGUACAGGCGUACAGCUGGCUAUGUGUAUGAGAUUCAACAAAUGGUUUCUACGACCCUAAUAAAGGUAUAAAAGCACCUUUCCUCGGAUAUCACACAUCCGUUGUAGUCUGCACUCUUGACAUUUUCUCUUUUUUAGAGCAUGUACAGUGUACCUAACUACCGCAAACUUUUUGUCCUGGUGCACUACAGCGAAUGUGCCAUAUAUAAGAAUAAAAAGAAGGGAAAUAUAACCGUA